AGGAAGAAAGAGAAAGAUAGGAUAGGAUAACAGAGAGAGAGAGGAGCAUGGCAAGAGGAAGAAAGAGAGAGAUAGAAUUAUUGCAUGAUUGGCUAAAGAGGGAUUUAAAACUCUGCCCAGUUGGCUGUUGAUUAGCCUUUCUCUCUUUGUGUGGGUGUGUUUUGGGGCUUAUGCUAUGUCACUGUGUGUGUGCAACUGAGCCAAGCUCUGCAGUUUGACCUAAAGCUGCACAUUCCUUUCAGCUCACGUCAAAGCUGCCUGGGAGAGUAAUAGCGAGAGAGUACAGAGCGAGAGGAAGAGAGAGAGUGAGAGAGGAGCGUGCCCCGUAGUGUGGUGAGGGACUUAAAGGGGAAAUAGGCAACAAAGGAUAAGAGGUUGUGGAGAAGCAGCUCUGAGCGUGGAGACAUCAGCAGGACCAUGUUGCUGUCUUUCCUGGCUUCGUGCUGUGGCGGAGCAGCUGUUCUGUAUGUCCUGUACUCCUGGCUGAUCCCUGCAGCUGUGCAGUACAAUGCAUGGUGGGCCCUGCUCUGGCACGACACCAUUGUAGAGAGGGCACUCAAUAUCCUCACCCGAUCCACCCGACCCCAGCGUCUUCUGAGAGCAGUUCAGAAGAAGGCAAUCAAAGGAGACCCUCAGAGUGUCAUCUCUACUAUCGAUUACUUCUGCAGGCAUUCUGAAUGGGCCAUGAAUGUGGGAGAUGAGAAAGGGGCCAUCUUGGACUCUGUGGUGUGUGAGGUUAGUCCAUCCACUGCCCUGGAGCUGGGUACGUACUGUGGUUAUUCCACUGUUCGUAUUGCCCGCCUGCUGCCCCCUGGCACCAAGCUCAUUACCCUGGAGUUCAACCCAGACUAUGCCGCUGUGGCUCGUCAGAUCAUUGAGUAUUCUGGGCUCCAGGACAAGAUUUGUCUGGUGGAAGGAGCCUCAGGAGAUCUAAUCCCCAAGAUGCAGGAGCUAUUUGGGAUUAAAACGUUUGAUUUUGUCUUCUUGGACCACUGGAAAGACCGCUACCUGCCUGAUAUCAAACUUCUAGAGGAGUGUCAGCUGCUGAGGAAAGGAUCCAUACUGCUAGCAGACAAUGUGAUCUGUCCUGGAACCCCUGACUACUUGGAGUAUGUCAGAAACAGCCCUCGGUACGAGAGCAAAUAUUUCAAAUCCCACCUGGAGUACACUAAAGUGGAGGAUGGCCUGGAGAAAUCUGUGUUCUUGGGAUAAAGACGUGACAGGCCUUGGUUCACAUUCAAUAACACCUACCGCACCUAUGUUUAUCCAGUAUCUUUAUUUACUUACCUACUGCCCAUGUACACACUGAGUGGCACUGUGAAAACAAAACAUCUAUCUGAAAGGGUCUGUGCAAUUAGGAUCCUUGGGAAGUCCCUGCUCCAUUGAAGUUGACAUUUAAAAUGGUUAUGGUUAAGGUAAGUGUUAAGGUUGGGUAAGGGUUAUGGUUAAUGUUAAUGUUAAUGUUAGAGUUACAUUUUAUGGUAGGGACAUCCCAAGGAUUCCGGAUAGCACUGACCUAUCUGUAAGGAAGGCCUACCUGCUACUUUUAGAGGACCCAGCACCAUUUUGACACUACUGCGUAAAUACUGCAAUGUGGGUUUAAUUGAAUGGAGCUCUCUGUAUCCUUCCGUCUGCCAGAGUGGAGCACAAAAGGAAGGGCGGGUGUAUUGUCCCUAUUCACAAAGCCUUUAUUUGACGAUUUAAAACUACUUAGUGUUGUGUAAUAGGAGUCAAACCAAGAUGAACAAAAUCAGGAAGUCAUCUUAUUACCAUAUUUCUGAUGUGAUGACAGUAAAAUGCAGUGCUUUACAUUAUAUUCUUUAUGCUUCA
Molecule: messenger RNA, 1830 nt
Organism: Salvelinus sp. IW2-2015
Lineage: Eukaryota; Metazoa; Chordata; Actinopteri; Salmoniformes; Salmonidae
Gene: comta
Product: catechol-O-methyltransferase a
Biological process (GO): catecholamine catabolic process; developmental process; dopamine metabolic process
Molecular function (GO): catechol O-methyltransferase activity
Source: RefSeq, a predicted model, not a curated record